Molecule: messenger RNA, 438 nt
Organism: Dovyalis caffra
Lineage: Eukaryota; Viridiplantae; Streptophyta; Magnoliopsida; Malpighiales; Salicaceae
Source: the annotation of a GenBank genome assembly
AUGGGUGAUAGACAAGGUGUAGAUCAGCAGCCGCCGCAGCUACAAUCUCCAUCGCAGCAGCAGCAACAACAGGGAGCAGCAAGAGAAGACAUGAUUGGGUGUGUGAUGGCUUUAGAGGCGGCUUUGCUUCCAUGCUUGCCUGCCAGAGAGCUCCAAGCCAUUGACCGCUCUCCCCAUCCUUCUCAUCAAAUUGAUGUGGAGCGACAUGCCAGGGAUUUCAUGGAGGCUGCCAAAAAGCUUCAACUGUAUUUUAUUGGUCUGCAACGUGAAGACCAACCAACCAUGGCCGAAACGCUGAGGAAGGAUAUUGCUAUGAUGGAAGAAGAGUUGAAAGUAAAGGACGAGCUUAUCAAGAAGCAAGAGAGACUGAUUCAAGGAUGGAGGAAGGAAUUGAAAGAUCAAGCGGAAAAACACAACACUGAAUUAGAGAGAGUGUAA